AUGCCACGGUCCCCAAGGAAUCCCAGGGACUCGGGUGCCUUACCCGAAGACCUCACCCACGGUGCCAGGGAUGCCAGGCCCAGGAGGACCAACCAACGAGGUCGGAAUCCCUGCAGGAUGACAGAAGAGCCCUUGCCAAGCAUGAAUCCUGAAUCCUUCCUGUUACCUGCCCACAUCAGUGCUCCAGGCCUGUCUCAAUGCAUGCUAGGAUUUAUGUCCUGGAUCACCUGCCUGGCCUGUUUCCUGAGGACUCGGGCCUACCGCGUGCUGUUCAACACCUGCAGGUGCAAGCUUGUCUUCCAGAAGCUCAUGGAGAAGACAGGCAUUCUGUUCCUCUGCGUGUUCGGAUUCUGGGUGUUUUCUAUACAUUUACCAACAAAAAUGGAAAUCUGGCAGGAUGAAAAUAUAAAUGGUCCACUGCAAAACUUGAGGAUAUAUCAGGAGAAGGUGCGACAUCACACUGGAGAAAUCCAGGACCUCCGAGGUAGCAUGAACCAGCUCAUUGCCAAACUCCAGGAGAUGGAAGCCAUGUCAGAUGAGCAAAGAAUGGCCCAGAAAAUUAUGAAGAUGAUACAAGGAGAUUACACUGAAAAGCCGGACUUUGCCCUGAAGUCUAUAGGGGCCACCAUCGACUUUGAGCACACGUCAGCCACAUACAACCACGACAAGGCUCGCUCCUACUGGAACUGGAUCCGACUAUGGAACUAUGCACAGCCCCCAGACGUGAUCCUCGAGCCCAACGUGACACCUGGCAACUGCUGGGCCUUCUCAGGUGACCGCGGCCAAGUAACCAUUCGCCUGGCACAGAAGAUCUACCUGUCCAACCUCACACUGCAGCAUAUCCCCAAGACCAUCUCCUUGUCGGGCAGCCUGGACACGGCCCCCAAGGACUUCGUCGUCUAUGGCAUGGAGGGCAACCCCAGGGAGGAGGUGUUCCUGGGUGCAUUCCAGUUCCAGCCAGAAAAUACCAUUCAGAUGUUCCCUCUCCAGAACCAGCCCGCCCGACCCUUUGGUGCGGUCAAGGUGAAGAUCUCAAGCAACUGGGGGAGCCCACGCUUCACAUGCCUGUACCGUGUGCGCAUCCACGGCUCUGUGGCCCCACCCAGAGAUGAGCCCAGCUAG
Molecule: messenger RNA, 1122 nt
Organism: Orycteropus afer afer
Lineage: Eukaryota; Metazoa; Chordata; Mammalia; Tubulidentata; Orycteropodidae
Gene: SUN5
Product: Sad1 and UNC84 domain containing 5
Exons: 13
Coding region: 1-1122 (373 amino acids)
Biological process (GO): nuclear envelope organization
Cellular component (GO): meiotic nuclear membrane microtubule tethering complex; nuclear envelope
Molecular function (GO): protein-membrane adaptor activity
Source: RefSeq, a predicted model, not a curated record